UAAACCGUUGGCCAAUUGACGGUGGACAGCGCUCGCGGACGCGUAGCGGCCAAUAACUCGAAAUUAUAGAAAUUAAUUAUUAUUUUAUGACAUUUAACAAUUUUAUAUUUUGAUUACUGAUUAUUCAAUAAGUCAGUAUAAAAUUCAUAGUGGUUCGAUUGUGUUUCUGAGAAAAAUAAAGAGCCAUGCACCGUCUAACCGAGCACACGCUUCUGGAGCCGCCUUCCCCUGCGUACACAAAUGUGACAGUGAGGCGUGCCUUCAUCGUCUGGCUGCACUGCGGGCAGACCAACAAGUUUAAAGACGUCUGUAACUACUUCCACUUCUUGGAGGGCUUGGAGGACAAGCUCUCAGUCGACAAUCGAGCAGUCAGCCGUCAUCACGAAUUCGAUCUCUUCACCAACCCGCCGCCCUCGUCCACCUAUCUCAACUCCCACCACCCCAAGCUCUACACCAACACGCAGCUAGAAAACUACUACGUCACCAAACUAGAAGCCAUCAGGAACGAGAAAUGUGUGUUCAAAUUAGAAGGCUUUGAGGAAAUUGGACCGAAAAAUGGGGCUACCAAACAACAGAUAGUCGAAACAAGUCAGCUAAUCAGAAAGUAUUGCUUAAGCCACUCGAUUACUUUAAAGAAGUUCCUAAUAGAAUUUAAAGAGCAUGCUGCUAAAAGUGAAUUAAAGAACAACGUUCAAAACGUGGCCUUUUAUAUAAAGAGGAAAAUGAUUAAAGAAGAAAUAACAAUGAUAGCAAAUUGUCCAAGGACAUUCAGCUUUCUUGAAGACGAUUUCGUUGAAGAUACGUCUGUGAGUUUCCUGAGUCAAAUGAGAUUAUUAGAUAGUAUUAAAUUAUCUCCGACCAUGAAGCUGAAUGGAGUUGAUGUUUGGAACAAUGAGAAUUUGAAGAACAAGGUAUCGAACGCUAGAAAUGCGUUUGCGAAGAAACCGAGUCAGAAAAGAAAUGUGAAACCGAUUCCGGAAAAGCAGGAAGCUACUCGGUACGAUGUAGAAUAUGUUAAAGUAAUUAAACAGAAGUUGAAAAAUGAACUAAUGGUGUUGUAAGGAAAGUUCAAAUAGGCUACAUUAUAUUAAUAAAUAUUUAUAUUUUAAGUCGGACAAUUAAAAAAAGAAUUAGGAGUAAUGCUGUAAAUAAUGACUGCGAAAUAUAAUCGGAAUUUAGACAAAUUAAGCUUAUGAUUAGAACCAAACAAAAUAUAAUUAAUUAUAAUGAAUAGCCUAGCUCAAAAUAACAAAUUUCAAUAAAAAUAAUUAUAUUUGAAUAGGUAACAAAGUUUCUGUACUUAUAAAUAAAAACUAUUUAUAAAUUGAUUUGUUACAAUUGAGUUAAUAGGUCUAGGUAAAUAUGACGUACUUUUUAAAAAAAAAAAAGCAAAUUUUUCUUUAUAAUACCUUAACAUUAAGUACACACCCCUAUAAUGGAACAGGCACAAGUAAUGGAGUGGUAUAGACAAAUGCUGUAAAACAAGUAUUUACCAUCAGUUUUUAAUCGCUGGCAACAUUUUACCAUUACCAUAAACAAGAUCCAAAGAGCUGCUUAAGUUUAAUUUUUCAUUGAUGAAUGGCGGCAUACAUUCCAUGACUUAAGCAAAAAACCACAGUUUUAAUUGGCUAAUAAUAUUGAAACCAAUUGCAAUAGUUUUAAUUAAAUACAUAGAAAACAUAAAGGACGAAUUGGACAUUCAACUUUUAAAGCGUAAAGCGGUAGAAAUUUUACAGGUGUCGGUGAAAUAUCAAAAACACUCCAAAUUUUCUCUUAAAUGUUCCAUGAUUGGUGCCGUUCAUAACAAACUGAGCCAAUUUUGUAUUUUGGCUGGCUAAUCUAUCAUCAAAUUAUAUGGAAUACAGACAUCUAAUUUAUAUUUUCUUAUUGCAAAAUAUGAGGCAGUCAAAAUGACAGUUAAUGAUAAUAGAAUUUAAUUAAAAAUACUACGUUUUAUCUACAUUAUUUGUAGAUAUUUAAUUUUAUAUAGAAAUUAAUUUGACUCACAUCUAAAAACGCAUUUAUAAGUGUAUAUCUAUAAACAUAUUUUUUUAUAAUACCAUAGAUUGUAUCAUUCACGACUGACUCGUUAGUUUUGGCAAAUCUGUACCCCUAGUGUAAAUUUAUUCGAUAGCGAAACUUAACGUACGCGUCUGCGUGAAGUCUCAUUUUGUAUGGGAUUUGAGUUUCCAAAACGUCCCGCUUGGCGUGCUGUAUCUAAAUCCCAUACAAAAUGAGACUUAACGCAAACACGUACGUCACGUUUCGCUAUUGAAUAAAUUUACACUAGGGGUUCUGUGCGUCAUCGGGCCUGACACGAACUGUAGGGUUAGUUAUGAGUUGUGUCUAUAAAAAUAUUUCUUAGGUAAGUUUUAAAGUUUUUUAGUGAUUAAAAAACAACUUGACUGUAGAUAUCCUACUAAAUAACUUAUUUAUUGUUAAACUGUGAAUACCUCGCUACUCUUGCUAUUCAAAUUAUUCUAUUUACAAAAAUAAUAUUAUACUUAUGAGUAAAUAAAAGGAUAUGUUUUCUGAAUUACAGACUAAAGCUGGCCAUACACAAGGGUAUGUCUGCGUAGUUUUGCCAACUGCACAGGUAAAACAGAGCGUGUGUGGCAUUCGACUGUGCCGUUUCCUAUACAGCUUUACCUGUGCAGUUUAACUGUACAGGCAAAAAUGUGCAGGCAUACCAUAGUGUGUAUGGCCAUCUUUACUUAUUGUCAAGAAAUAUGUUCUUAUUUUUGUAUUGUACAGUCAAAAUAUGUAUCGAAAGAAUCGUCUCAUAAAUAUGGCACUACGCUCUUAU
This is a messenger RNA of Cydia pomonella (codling moth), 2806 nucleotides long. RefSeq lists its product as uncharacterized. Lineage: Eukaryota; Metazoa; Arthropoda; Insecta; Lepidoptera; Tortricidae. The transcript is spliced from 3 exons. The record is from RefSeq and is a predicted model, not a curated record. Bases 186 to 1061 code for a protein of 291 amino acids.